UCGACGUCUCUAAAAUCCAUGAAUUUAGAACUUAAAUAAUCUACAAUUAUCCCCCAAAAACACGUUAAAAUAUUAACGCCGAAGGUAUAUUCCGUUAAGAGGAUGACGGACGAAACGCUUUCCCGCCAAGAAAAUAACGGUACAAAACCUAGCGACAAUGACGGAGAAUCCAAACGUCUCUUAGCGCCCCAAGCUUCUCAACCCGACUCUUCCUCUACCUAUUGGGAAUCGCCGGCGGAGCCACGAGAUCAGAUCCUAACCGUCGAAGACGACGGCGAUUUCGUCCCGCCAUUCUCGUGGGCGAAGCUAUGGCAGUUCACUGGACCUGGAUUUCUCAUGAGCAUAGCGUUCCUAGAUCCUGGGAACAUCGAAGGGGAUCUGCAAGCGGGGGCUGUGGCGGGAUAUUAUCUGCUAUGGCUUCUUCUAUGGGCGACGCUAAUGGGUCUUCUGAUUCAGUUGCUGUCGGCGAGGAUCGGCGUCGCGACGGGCCGACAUCUGGCGGAGAUCUGUCGCGAUGAGUACCCGUCGUGGACGCGAAUCUCGCUUUGGCUCAUGGCGGAAGUCGCGCUGAUUGGCGCCGACAUUCAGGAAGUCAUCGGAAGCGCUAUCGCUCUUCAGAUCCUGACACGAGGGUUUUUGCCUCUCUGGGGUGGUGUCAUCGUUACGGCGUCGGAUUGCUUCUUGAUUUCGUAUCUGGAAAACUAUGGAAUGAGAAAGUUAGAAGCUCUCUUUGCGGUUCUCAUCUCGACAAUGGCUCUUUCAUUUGCAUGGAUGUUCAAUGAUGCGAGGCCAAGCGGGAAAGAACUCUUCAUAGGGAUUCUUCUCCCAAAACUUGGUUCGAAGACAAUCAGGCAAGCCGUUGGAGUCGUGGGAUGUGUGAUAGCGCCUCACAACGUGUUCUUGCACUCUGCUCUGGUUCAGUCCAGGAAGACUGACCCUAAGAAGAUCGGUAAAGUUCAGGAAGCUCUGAAUUACUACACCAUCGAGUCAUCUGUUGCGCUUCUGGUCUCAUUCAUGAUCAACCUGUUCAUAACGACUGUUUUCGCAAAAGGGUUUUAUGGAAGUGAACAAGCUGAUAAUAUAGGACUGGUUAAUGCCGGCCACUAUCUUGAGGAAAAGUAUGGAGGAGGGCUAUUUCCGAUCCUUUACAUAUGGGGAAUCGGGUUAUUAGCUGCUGGACAAAGUAGCACGAUAACCGGGACUUAUGCCGGCCAGUAUAUAAUGGAAGGUUUUCUUGAUCUUCAAAUGGCGCAGUGGCUAUCGGCUUUUAUCACCAGAAGCUUUGCAAUUGUGCCUACAAUGAUAGUGGCUCUUAUGUUUGAUACAUCAGAGUCUUCACUGGACGUUCUGAACGAGUGGCUUAACAUACUUCAGUCUAUGCAGAUUCCCUUUGCCAUCAUCCCUCUCCUUACCUUAGUUUCCAAGGAACAUCUCGUGGGAGUAUUCAAGAUCGGACCGGUGCUCGAGAAGCUGGCAUGGACUGUGGCAGUGCUCGUAAUUCUAAUAAACGGGUAUCUUCUGCUCGAUUUCUUCAUGGCCGAAGUCAAGGGCUUUCUUGUCGGGUUUCUUGUCUGCGCUGGAACUGGCUUCUAUGUCAGUUUCAUCAUAUAUCUUGCUUCAUACAGAAGCUCGGCGUCAUCUUCUUGGUCAAGCAUUGAACUUUCACAGAGAGUUGCCUCCACAGAGACUUGAAAGGCAAAGGGCUGAUCCCUGACAAGUCCAUCUAUCAAGCAUUAACAGAGAUCAAAGCCUGAGUUCACGAUCGCGAAUCUGGGCGAGAACUGAUGCUGUUUGGUUCUAAUGGAGGUCGGUCUUCUCCUGGAUUUGCUUGGAAGUUUUGGUUGGAGAAGGUGGAGGAAGGCGGGAAUUCAGAUAGGAGAUGGAAAAGAAAAAAUUGAAAUGGAAAGUGUAGAAGUGGGUAAGUUGUGUUGUGUUUUGUACAAUUCUGGAGAAGAAUGCAGACUUAGAUCUAUAUUCUACUUAUGAUCAUUUUUUAGGGUUUUUUAUCCAAAUAAUCCACUUGGGUCGCAUCUAUUUCAACUGUACACC
Messenger RNA from Tarenaya hassleriana, 2049 nucleotides. Its product is annotated as metal transporter Nramp5. Lineage: Eukaryota; Viridiplantae; Streptophyta; Magnoliopsida; Brassicales; Cleomaceae. Gene Ontology annotation, biological process: metal ion transport. The transcript is spliced from 4 exons. Bases 103 to 1692 code for a protein of 529 amino acids. Gene Ontology annotation, cellular component: membrane. The record is from RefSeq and is a predicted model, not a curated record. Gene Ontology annotation, molecular function: manganese ion transmembrane transporter activity; cadmium ion transmembrane transporter activity.